AUGGAAGGUUCCAGCGGAUUAUCUGUGUUAGUGCGCGUGAAGGUGGAGCCCGCCGAGCCAGAAGCGGAGCCCGAGCACCUGCCGCCCGGCGCGCCGCGAGCCGUACACAUCAAAAAAGAAGCACAGAAUGGACAUUAUUUAGACAGUCUGAAGGAGGCAGAGUGUGGCAGGCAAGAGAUGGAGUGUGUAUAUAAAAUCAAGGACGAUCCCUCAUGCUCCGGCAGUGAGUGUGGUGUGAGUGAGGCAGCCAUGCUAGCCGGGCUGGACAACCAUGGCGUGAAGGAUGAGGUUGCGCAGCCAGAGUUGGUUCCCUCACAGACAGCCUCAUGCUCCGGCAGUGAGUGUGGUGUGAGCGAGGCAGCCAUGCUGGCCGGCCUGUACACAGACCAUGAUGUCAAGGGUCAAGUUAGAUCUGUACUUCGAGAAUGCUGCUUGACGCUCGAACACCUCCCACACGUUGACACAACUCAUAAUGACACGGAAUCUGAUACAGACAACUUAUACGCUAGAGAGAAAGAACUGAUGUGUGAUCUUUGUGGUGAAAGCUUCAGCCUAAAGUCCGAUUUAUUGAAACAUGUCAUGGAUCAUAUCCACAGGCCUUCAAGCGCGGAGCAGGAAGGCAGAGGGUACAGUUAUGAAUUUGCUGUUCACUGGACGCAAGAGCAGGAGCGUGCCUUGUGCCGCAAAUACGCUAUUCGGGACUGCUGCGUGCGCCUCGAACACCUCCAACACCACGAGGCUCUCGCCGGCAACGACACCCAAUACAUAACUCAAACUGACACGGAAUCUGAUACAAAGGAAGUACACACUAGAGUUGACUAUGAGAAACCAACAUGUGAUCUUUGCGGAGAAAGUUUUGCACUGAUAGCCGAUUUAAAGAAACACAUCAUGAUUCAUAUCCAUAUGCCUACCACACACCAUACACAAGCGAGUCCUAAUAGGGAAUCAGAUACUGAAGAGAAAAACAUCGAUAUUGACUGUGAGAAUGAACCUACAUCUCGCACUAAACAAUUGUAUGAAAAUUCAGAAAUUCAUACUUAUGAGUGUGACAUUUGCGGUAAAAUAUUUAAGCGAAAAAAUAGCUUAAAGCAUCAUAUUAAAACGCACUCAACACAGUCAAACUCUGAGGACUUUAAAUGCAAUAACAUAGGAGAGAAAUCAUACUGUUGCGAAACAUGUGGAAAGCGUUUCCUAACUAGACAUAUGUUGCAUAGACAUUUAAUAAUUCACACGGACAUAAGACCAUUUGCGUGUGACGUAUGUGAAAAACGAUUUAGAAAUGCGACUCAUUUAAAAAUUCAUACACGGAUUCAUGGUGACAUAAGACCAUAUUUGUGUGACGUAUGUAAAAAACGAUUUAGAACUACGACUGAUUUAAAAACUCAUACACGGCUUCAUAGUGGCGAAAAACCAUACACAUGCAAGAUAUGUGGAAAGAGUUUCAUAUCUAAUAGUCGGCUGAAUGCACAUAUACGAAUUCACAGCGGCUUUAGAUCAUAUUUGUGUGACGUAUGUAAAAAACAAUUUAGAACUGCUACUUAUUUAAAAAUUCAUACAGAGAAUUACACCGACAUAAUAAGACCAUAUUGGUGUGACGUAUGCACAAAACAAUUUGUAACUCCGUGUCCUUUAAAAACUUAUACGCGGGUUCAUAGUGGCGAAAAACCAUACACAUGCAAAAUAUGCACCAAACGGUUCACGGAUCAGUUAAGCUGCAGGUGCCAAAGACAAAACGGAGACGUAAAACGCGGAGAAAGCAAAAGUCUUCUGAAGCUGUGA
Messenger RNA from Cydia strobilella, 1779 nucleotides. Its product is annotated as zinc finger protein 658-like. The record is from RefSeq and is a predicted model, not a curated record. NCBI's taxonomy places the organism in Eukaryota, Metazoa, Arthropoda, Insecta, Lepidoptera, Tortricidae. Gene Ontology annotation, molecular function: DNA-binding transcription factor activity, RNA polymerase II-specific; RNA polymerase II cis-regulatory region sequence-specific DNA binding. The transcript is spliced from 6 exons. Gene Ontology annotation, biological process: regulation of transcription by RNA polymerase II. Bases 1 to 1779 code for a protein of 592 amino acids.